AUGAAGACUGGAGACUAUCUCUAUGUGAGAGUUGGAGACUUUGAUCUAAGUAGGCGAGUUGGAAGUCUAGGAGCUGAGACUCACCGGGUGUAUACAACCUAUAUUCAUCACAACUACAACAGCCAAACAUUAGACAACGACAUUGCUCUGUUGAAACUAGAGAAAGAGACAGGUCUAAACAAUGACACAUGUUUGGUGUGUCUUCCCGCCAGGGGCGUUACUCGACAACCCGGGAAACAUUGCACUGUCACUGGAUAUGGUUACCGCGGAGAAGCUGGCCCUAUUAGUCUCAAAGUGCGUGAGGCUGAAGUUCCUAUUGUUGAUGAUCAGGAGUGUACCGGCAAGAUAAAUGCAGUGAGUGAAAAGGUGUUUAUUCUACCGGCCAGCAGCUUCUGUGCUGGUGGGGAAGAAGAAAAUGAUGCUUGUAGGGGUGAUGGUGGUGGCCCCCUGGUGUGUGAAGUAGAUGGUUAUUAUGAACUCAGCGGAUUAGUAUCAUGGGGAUUUGGAUGCGGUCGGAAAGACGUACCAGGUGUUUAUGUGAAGGUGUCGUCCUUCAUCGGUUGGAUUAACCAGAUCAUCAGUGUCAAUAACCUCUGAUGAUCCUCUGUCGUCACUUCCAGAAACCUUGAAUGUGUACUGUUAUAUAUAGUAAAAGUUUCUACUGAAAGUUCACUAUAUUUUUCAACAUGACUUAAGGUUCCAUUUAGAUUGAAAAACUAUUAGAUUGCAUGUGUAUUUUUAAGGACCUGGUAUUAAUUUAUUGAUUAUAAUUUGUUUUUCAGUACUCUGCUAGAGUUCUGUUUCUAUAUUUCAGUAUGACCUAUUAAAAUGUAAUACAUUUGUUACAUCUUAUAACUGUUCUCUAGUGGAAGUACUUUGUAACAGUAAAAGUCUGAUAUAAUCAUGGAAGUUCUAGUAGGUGGUCAAUACAUUGUAUAAAUUAAUAUCUUGUUUAA
Limulus polyphemus (Atlantic horseshoe crab) is the source of this 956-nucleotide messenger RNA. Its product is annotated as tryptase gamma-like. Gene Ontology annotation, molecular function: serine-type endopeptidase activity. The coding region runs from base 1 to 597 and encodes 198 amino acids. The transcript has 3 exons. The record is from RefSeq and is a predicted model, not a curated record. NCBI's taxonomy places the organism in Eukaryota, Metazoa, Arthropoda, Merostomata, Xiphosura, Limulidae. Gene Ontology annotation, biological process: proteolysis.